AGGGCGGCGGCUUAAUUGAUUUGGCUUGACUGACUGACGACUUGCAUCGAAUGGCCUUUGCCUUUGGCACCGCCUGCGUGGACGCAGCCAUGGCCUGAACAAGGGAGCGAGCAACACAAAUCAGACCCCGACACCGUCUCCCUUGCUGCUCAACCUGCAUCAGCCCUUCCCCUCGACACGUGCCCACGCCCCUCCGCGAGGACGCGACUUGCGCCGCCAGAACUUUGUCUUCCAAUUAAGUUGGUAGCCGCAACCGUCGGCGAGCGCGAACGAGUCCGACCACCACCAACGGCUUCCAUCGUCGUGCGGCCAGGCUUACUUGUGCACACUGCUCUCGCACGACGGCCCUCCCGCUCCUCCCGCCCGCCGCAUCGGCAUCGCACCACCAUCAGCCUGUCCUUUCGCCAUGCCGCCCUCGGCCAAGCGAGCCCAGCGUGGCCGCCGCGACCUGCGUCGCGAUAGAGACGCAGCAGCGGAUGCCAAUACUGAUACCCAUGUCGAAGAUUCUUCCCCCAGCCGGCCGGCCAAGCGACGCAGACGAGCCGCCCGUUCUCCCGAACCCGCCGAGCCGGCCAACGAUGCCGACGACCAGCCGCGCAAUGACGACCAUGUCCUCUCCCAAGUCACGCAACAUCUCAAGGGCCAGGCUGUCCAAGCCGCCAAGGAUCACGCCAAUGCCUUCCACGAAUAUCAAGCUAACGGUGACGGUGUGAAGGCGUACGCCAAGGUCGCCGCCCAGGACUGGACCUUCUAUAUCACAAAAUUGUCCGUCAAUAUCGGUCGCGCCCCCGAGACCGGACAUCCCGACGACCCCGACGAUGAGGGACAUGUUCACAUCGAUCUUGGUCCCAGUAAAACGGUCUCCCGGGAACACGCAACCAUCUCAUUCGACUCCAAAGACGAGAAGUGGUUGUUACACGUCAAGGGUCGCAAUGGCGCAAAGGUCGACGGGGAGCCACUAAAGCCCCCCGCCGCCCACGCCCUGACGAGCGGUCAAGUCAUCGAUAUUGGAAAUGUUGAGAUGAUCUUUGUCCUGCCGUCAGAAAUAAGUCCUCUGCACGUUCACCCAUCGUUCCUAGAGCGGUGCGGUCUCAGCCCCGAGACGUCUCAGGUGCCUGCCUCGCGACGGCAGCCCUUGAUCGCACCCGCUCCUCCGGACUACAAGCGUCCUGGCACGCCUCCCUCGGCGCAACGCCGUGGUGCUCCGUCCAGCGUGAAGUCCCCGGCUGUUAGCACUCCUGCGGUCAUGGUGGGAGCUAAUGGUGUGGACCUAAGUCACGACGAUAACCACCAUAUCAAGCCCCAGUUCAGCUACGCGCAAAUGAUCACGCAAGCCAUUCUCAAUGCUCCGGACGGCAAGCUCAACCUGAAUGGCAUCUACACGUACAUCAUGAACAGCUACUCGUAUUAUCGUCACCAGCAAGCGGCAGGCUGGCAGAACUCCAUUCGACACAAUCUUUCUCUGAACAAGUCGUUCGACAAAGUGGCACGCUCUACAGAUGAGCCGGGCAAGGGGAUGAAGUGGCAGAUCGUUCCGGAGGCCAGGGAAGAAAUGAUACGCAACGCGUACAAGAUCGGCCGAGGCGGUCACCGAGGCUCCUCCGCGCCGUCCUCACCCAACCAGUUGAAUUACAUCACGCAAGGACCGAGGGAUAUGGCAUCCAGGGAUCCAGCAUCAGCCCGGAAACGACGAGGCUCGCCACUGGUGUCACCGCCACCGAGAUCUUCGCUCAAGGCAGCGCAGUCUACUCCAGAGCGUGCGCCCGAAAGAGGUGCCGGAAGAUCGUCGGCUUUGACAGCAGACGGCAGUCCAUUGCCUCGACAGAGGAAGGGUGCUUCUGGCACCGCUGCAGGGCCCGACUCAUCCUUCUCGACCUUCAAUCCGCAGUCUCCUACGCUCACGUCGUCGUACCUACAAGAUGAGGGGGCGUCGUUUGUCACGCCCGCGCCGCCCCGAAUCCACCCACGGCUGGCGCCGCCAAGCACGGCGCAGCGCCCGAGCCAGCACAUGCCGACGAGCUCGCCGGCUCCGUUCUGGAAGUACGCUGACAUAGGAAGCACGCCGCUGCGCCCGUCUGCGCAGUACGAACUGAGUCCCUCGAAGUUGGGCGGCGGGUUGCCGCCUCAGAGCAGCAGUCCUCCCCAAGCCAGCAAGUCUCCUCCAAGCAGCCCUUCACGGCCGCCUCAGAGCGGCUCGCAGGAGCGCACGCAACCCGAAGAGCCAGAAGACGAGGGUUUCGACCUCACCAAGGGCUUCCAAAGCAUCGGCUCGUACCACGCUCCUGUGGGGCAGGGUGCCUCAGUCGCGAAUGCCCUGAAGGGGAACUAACUUAGUCACGCAUUCAUUAUGGUGGUACGAGCAAAGGUGGAAUCGGACUUUGGGCGCAGGGUUAAACAAAAACUUCGUGCGAUGUGUUAUACGAAGCAAGGUGGAACAUUCUGGCGGCGGCCAGUUCGGGAGGUGUCUGCUUUGGAAUUUUGGUGUGUUUGAGGCAAUGCAUGAGCUUGUCUCCCCCGGCGCAGGUCGUAUCGUUGUUUCAGUACGGAGCCUCCCUGCACAGAAGUGCAAAGGCUUGGGGUUAAAUGCUAGGUCUAGUUGCACCACAAGCGACACUACAGCGGAUCGCUGUGCGAUGGAAUAUACCGAGCCC
Molecule: messenger RNA, 2651 nt
Organism: Purpureocillium takamizusanense
Lineage: Eukaryota; Fungi; Ascomycota; Sordariomycetes; Hypocreales; Ophiocordycipitaceae
Gene: FKH2
Product: transcription factor
Exons: 3
Coding region: 407-2329 (640 amino acids)
Biological process (GO): regulation of transcription by RNA polymerase II
Molecular function (GO): DNA-binding transcription factor activity, RNA polymerase II-specific; RNA polymerase II cis-regulatory region sequence-specific DNA binding; protein binding
Source: RefSeq, a predicted model, not a curated record